This is a messenger RNA of Polistes dominula (European paper wasp), 1560 nucleotides long. RefSeq lists its product as uncharacterized. The record is from RefSeq and is a predicted model, not a curated record. NCBI's taxonomy places the organism in Eukaryota, Metazoa, Arthropoda, Insecta, Hymenoptera, Vespidae.
CAUAAAUAAAGAUCUAAAUUUAAUUUAUGAUAACCUCAUUUUAAUCGAUCAACCUAACCAAUCAUUACUUAAUAGUUUAAAAUUAUCUGAUAUUGAUUAAUUAUAUAAUAUAUUAUUUAAUUAUUAAAUAUUAAAGAGAUAUUCGAAGAUUUAUCAAAUAUUAAUUGAUUUGUUCGCGCACAUGGUUAAAGGGCGAUACGCGCAUGCGCCGAAUACAUUCACUGAUUUCACUUUCUGAUCAACCUAGCGUACAUAAGAUACAUAACGUAUACACUUUGUUCGUUGUGUAUGUGUAUGAUAAUAUGUGCACACGUAGCGCGAAAAGUGACCAAAGAGAAGAAGAAGACACACGUCGUCCUUCUAAAAUAAGUCGUGUAAUAUCGUCAACUGUUUCACAACAAAUGUUUUGAUUCAUUUCUUUUUCGUUAUUCUUUUGUAAUAAAUUUUUCUUUUUCUAUAUUAAAAAUAAUUUGGUAAAAUUUAAAUCGAAAUAAUAAACGUUAGAAAAAUAUGUUUCGUGAAGGACAAUACAUAGAAGUGAUAAAGCUGUGUUUUCAGGCUUGGGACAAUUGCGUGGCGACGGUUGUUGUAACCGUGCAAGAGAGAAUUAUUGAAAUUAAGAAGAAAAAGGUAUCAACCAACAAGUGGCUUGAUUUGGAAGAUUGGGCAGCCGUUUAUAAAAUGUUGGACAGAGUUGUUCUACGUAAUUGCAAGAAUAAUAUCAACGAACAAUGUUAUAAAAAAUUAGAAGGAAAUCAAUGGAAAAAAUUUACCAGACAAUUGGAUAUUACGUGUACAAUUGAAUCGUUCGAAUAUACCAAAGAUACUUUGUUGUUAACUAUUAGAGUCAAUGUGUCGCCUGCAAAAAGAAAGUUAACCAAGGUUGUUGAUAAUCAUGAACAAAGUUCUGGCGAUGAGAAACAAUAUUCUAAAGAAUUAUCAAAUAGUUUGGUUAAGAAAGAUAAAGAUAAUUUGGAUAAGCCUGACAGUACUAGCAAUUCGCAAUUGGAACAAUUCAAUUAUUCUUCUAAUUGUCAAGAAUUAGAAGAGUACGUGCCAGAUGCUCUUAUUACACAAAAUUCUUCCCCUUUAAAGUAUAUACCAAGUAGAAAAAGUACGUUGCAAAGGAUGCAAAUACCAUGCGAAGAGUAUACACCUGUGCAAACGUGCAAUGUUACCGAUAACAAUGUUCCAUAUGUACCUAAUUCCAUUAUUAAAAAUUUCACUAACUCUUAUGAAGCUUAUGAACCACAUAGCAUUACUUCUAUGGAAUUAGUAGAAGAAUACGUACCAAAUUCUAAAGGUAUUAAAUCUUCUGUUGAAGAAUACGAACCGGAUUUUCGUGGAAAAUUAAUGAAAUUUGACGAAAGUUAUGUACCAUCUUCUGUACAAACUUCCAAUGAUGUUGAUGUUAAAAGAAUACAUAAGAUAGAUAAAUUAAAGUCACGAAGAAAAGGUACACUUACCAGUAAAAAGAAGUCGCAACUUUUUUAGUAUCAAUUCAAUUCAUUUUGUAUAAAAAAAAAAUCAUCGUGAAAAUUACUUUUGAUAAACGCAAUA